Messenger RNA from Aspergillus saccharolyticus JOP 1030-1, 1303 nucleotides. Its product is annotated as WW domain-containing protein. The transcript has a single exon. Bases 176 to 1132 code for a protein of 318 amino acids. Lineage: Eukaryota; Fungi; Ascomycota; Eurotiomycetes; Eurotiales; Aspergillaceae. Gene Ontology annotation, molecular function: protein binding. The record is from RefSeq and is a predicted model, not a curated record.
AAUUCAGCUCCCAGCAUCAAUGAAAGACUCCUCCGAGGGCUCUAUGCAUAUUAACCGUUGCUGACGCUCCCUUUCGAGUCGAGCUCUUACUACCGACAAACACGGCCACUCCGUGCAUUCGCAUACUCAAGUGCAAAGCAGAGAAAGAGGAAAGGAAAGAAAGCUAAUCCCAGCAAUGUCCGCGACAUCGCCGCAAGACGUCAGCAGUGGUAGUGCGUCCUCCGCGCCGGAGUCUCACCCGCGCGGUCAGGCGCGCAAAGAGGUUACCUCGGAUGACGUAGGGACGGAAGCAGCAGCCGAAGGACAAGAUGAUGAAACCGGGGAAGUACAAGCACAGCAGCGGGCGGAGGAUCGAAGCACGUCCGAGAUUGCGCGGCAGGAAGAGGAGGAUGUACACCCAGAGGCGGAAGAAGGAGAGGCAGAGGCAGAUGUGCGACACGAAGACGAUGAUACACAAAAAGAAGAUGGAGAAGCAGACGAAGACGAAGACCAACAAGACACAUCAGCCUCGGCGCCACCAUUACCAGACGAAGUGCCCCCACCGCUCCCCAACGAAGUGCCGCCCGGCGAGGACGAUGGAUGGGAACCGGUCUGGGAUGCCAACGCCCAGGCCUACUACUUCUACAAUCGCCUCACCGGGGUAUCACAGUGGGAGAAUCCGCGGGUACCGGAUGCCUCGUCCUCCUCCGCUGCCGCCGCUGCCCCCGCCGAAGCCGAAGACGACAGCAGCGCUCAGGAACCGCGCGCUCCCGUCCUGGGCGGCUACAAUCCUGCCAUCCACGGCGACUACGACCCCACGGCGCCGUAUGCGCAGCAGUAUGAGCGACAGGAGGAGGCCGGGGCCGCCGCGAUGGACGCGAACCAGGCGUAUGAGGCGGUGGGCGCCUUCAACCGGUUUACCGGCCGGUGGCAGGCGGCCUCGCAGAACCCGGAAUAUCACAAUGAUGAGAACAAGUCCCGGCGGCAGAUGUAUGCUUUCUUCGACGUGGACGCUGCGGCCAACAGUCAUGAUGGUCGCAGUUUGCGGGCGGAACGCAGUGCCAAGAAGCUUACCAAGGCGGAGCUCAAGAUGUUCAAGGAAAAGCGGCGGGAGAAGAAGGAAGAGAAGCGCCGCGCAUGGUUGAGGGACUGAUGGAACUUAGUACCCUCUCUCCGGUCUGCCUUCUUAUCUUAUCUGUUGUGUGCUGAGAUACCUUUCCCGCGUCUUCUCUAUCUCCUUUUCUUGCUGUGUGUAUGUUAAAUAGUGGCUAGGUUAUAUUGGCGCUUUAUGUAAGUUAUAAGAUGCACAAUAGAGCCACUGAAU